AUGCGGGAUGUGCAUGUGUCGGUGGCGCUGAUGGAUGAGUUCAUGCGGUAUGCGGUGAGCAACACGCGGCGGGGCAUUGAGAGCUGCGGCAUCCUGGCGGGCACGCUGUCCGCCGAUGAUGCCGUGUUCAACAUUACCACACUCAUCGUCCCCAAGCAGACCGGCACCACGGACACGGUGGAGAUGCUGAACGAGGAGGAAAUUUUCGAGGUGCAGGACAGCCGCGCGCUGUACCCGUUGGGCUGGAUCCACACCCACCCCACCCAGACCUGCUUCCUCUCCUCUGUGGACGUCCACACGCAUUGCGGCUUCCAGACCAUGCUGGAUGAGGCAGUGGCGAUUGUGAUGGCGCCCAAGGACCCCAGCAAGCGGGUGGGCAUCUUCCGGCUCUCCACCCCCGGCGGCCUCAAGCUGGUGCAGCGCUGCCCGCAGCGUGGCUUCCACGCCCACCCGCCCACCGAGACGGGGCAGCCCAUCUACGAGCUGUGCGGCCACGUGUACCUCAACCCACGGGCCAAGUAUGAAGUGGUCGACCUGCGGUGAGGCAAGCCUGGACCCUUGCUGCCAGAACAGAUUUAGGAGCACGCUUCUCCCUGUAUCUUCUUGUAUCAUUACGUCACGAUCGGUCAUUCAAGUCGUUGCACACAGUGUAAUCAGACAGAAUGGAAGAACAGUGGAUGUAUUCAGCUGUCUGCGCGGUCGGCUGCCGCGGUCUCACUGCUGCUGCUGGCGGGCCGCGAUGAUGCUGUCCACCACUCCCUUGCUCUCUUUGGCAAAGUACCGGGCCUGUAUGAAGUAGCGCUGCGCAUCGCCCGCGCGGCCCUGGUCCUGCAGCAGGAGCCCCUUUGCUAAGUAAGCCCGGAAGUCCUCGGGGCGCGACUCGAUCAGCCCGUCGUAGAUGGCCACCGCAUCCGGCACGUGCCCCCGCCACUGCGCAUACGUCCGAGCCGCCAGCAGCUGCAGCUCGGCGUCGCCGACGCCGCUGCCGCCCUGCGCCGCCUUGAUGGCGUUAAUGGCGCUGGCCUCCUUGCCGUCCGCAACCAGCACGGCUGCCAGCCCUUGCAGCACCUCCAGGCUGCUGUGGCCGCCUGCCUCCAAGGCUUUGCGGUAGCUGCCGGCCGCAGAUCCCCACUUCUCCUGCGCCGCCUGCGCCUCUGCCAGCACCCGCAGCACCUCGGCAUCGCCCGGCUUGGCCUCUGCCAGCCGCACCAGCUGUGCCUCGGCCUCGCCAAACUUGCCCAGGCGGGCGCUCAGCACCGCCGCCGACUCCAGGGCCUCCAGGUCGCUGCCAUCCUUGCCCGCCUGCUCCUGGAACUUGGCCAGCUCCUGCUCCAGCUCCUGGCGCGUCUCCUCGCUCAGCUGCUGCUGCGCCGCGGCCUGCU
This is a messenger RNA of Chlorella variabilis, 1382 nucleotides long. RefSeq lists its product as hypothetical. The transcript is spliced from 6 exons. Gene Ontology annotation, molecular function: protein binding; metal-dependent deubiquitinase activity; K63-linked deubiquitinase activity. Gene Ontology annotation, cellular component: membrane; endosome. Bases 1 to 543 code for a protein of 180 amino acids. NCBI's taxonomy places the organism in Eukaryota, Viridiplantae, Chlorophyta, Trebouxiophyceae, Chlorellales, Chlorellaceae. The record is from RefSeq and is a predicted model, not a curated record. Gene Ontology annotation, biological process: protein K63-linked deubiquitination.